Molecule: messenger RNA, 4342 nt
Organism: Ctenocephalides felis (cat flea)
Lineage: Eukaryota; Metazoa; Arthropoda; Insecta; Siphonaptera; Pulicidae
Gene: ATP7
Product: copper-transporting ATPase 1
Exons: 26
Coding region: 109-4290 (1393 amino acids)
Biological process (GO): monoatomic cation transport; copper ion homeostasis
Cellular component (GO): trans-Golgi network; membrane; perinuclear region of cytoplasm
Molecular function (GO): P-type divalent copper transporter activity; copper ion binding; ATP hydrolysis activity
Source: RefSeq, a predicted model, not a curated record
GAUUUCUUCAAAGUGAUUUUGUGAAAGAGAAAGUGUGACAUAACCUGCGAAAUGUUUUUGAAGUGAUAUCUCGAAAAUUUAAUUUAAAUAAAAUCAGUUUUGCUUAACAUGGAGAAUGAUACUAUUGAACAUGAAAAUGAGACAAUGGAUGUGACUAACAAUGAAAAUCCUGAAGUUUUUGAAUCGAGCGAUAGCACAAUGUGGCGUCGGUCCGACGAGGCUUCCCAGCAUCUCCUGGAAAAUGACGAAGAUGAAAUGGUACCAACUUUCCAAACACCUAGCGCAGUCAUAGCUGGAUCAGACUCUCAACAGACCAAUUUAGUCGUUUUAUCUAGUAGCGAUUCUUGCAAUAAUAAUGGCGAACAGACUCCCUCGUCGGAUGACUUAGUGAAGAUUCCACCAACUCAACCUUUGCGAGCGACUGUUCGUCUGUCUGUCGAAGGAAUGAAAUGUGAAAGUUGUGUGCGAAGCAUUAAGGGUAAUCUUUUUGAACGACCAGGUGUGCUUGAUGUAGAGGUUUUAUUACAAGAACGUGCAGGAUUAUUCACAUACGAUCCGGCAAUUAUAGAACCAAGGACUUUAUGUAAAGCUUUAGAAGAUAUCGGUUUUCAAGCAAGGAUUCCAACUCCUGGACCUGCAGAAGCAGUUACCGAUUCUAUAUCUGAACUAAUUAACGUCCAAUCCUCUGUUUCUGGAGUUAAAACUAACGCAUCAGGGAUGAAUGAAAAUUAUUCUAAUAUCAAUAUUGAUCUGACACAAGAUCUUUUACUCAUAGGCGAUGAGAGAGAUCGUGAUAAGCAACAAAAUGAAGCCGAAAGUAUUAUAGAAGUUCAGGGCAUGACCUGCCAAAGUUGUGUUAAGACUAUUGAAAGUAUGAUAUCAGAAAAGACAGGUGUCUGUAGCAUAAAAGUGAGUUUAGAACAAAAAAUAGCUACAGUUGUGUUUAAUGAAAAAUUUAUAUCGGCAAAUGAAAUUUCCGAAAGUAUAAAUGAUAUGGGUUUUGAAGCCAGUGUAAAAUUGAUAAAUGGCAGACCAUUUUCAUCUUUAAAAAAAGAUCCAUCGCAAACGAUGCCUUUGAAAUCAUUGCCUUCUGAAACUAGUAUAUCGUCGGUUUUCGAUGGUAUAAAAGAUAAAAGUAAUAAAAAUAACCAAAAAUGCAAUUUGCACAUAUCGGGUAUGACUUGUGCAAGCUGCGUCGCCGCUAUUGAAAAGCAUUGCAAGAAAAUCUACGGAGUACAGGGUAUUUUAGUUGCAUUGCUAGCCGCCAAAGCAGAAGUUCAAUAUGACCCCGAAAGUAUUACUCCGCAUGACAUUGCUGUAUCUAUUACUGAAUUAGGCUUUCCUUCAGAAGUGUUGGAUGAAUUGGGGUCCGGGCAAGGUCAAGUGGAAAUAGAGAUUAAAGGAAUGACAUGCGCAUCUUGUGUAAACAAAAUUGAACGGGCGUGCUUGCGCGUUCCUGGUGUUUUGACUGCGGCGGUUGCGCUAUCGACCCAGCGCGGUAAAUUUACUUUUGACGCAGGAGAAACGGGUGCCAGAGAUAUCUGCGAAACAAUUGAUUCGUUAGGUUUCAAAGCUAGGCCUAUUGCUCCAGGUGGAAGAAAUGGGGCUAUGCAGAGGGGUUACUUAGAACACAAGGAAGAAAUUAGAAAAUGGCGUAACGCUUUCUUGAUUUCUUUGGCAUUUGGUGGACCUUGUAUGGUUGCAAUGGUGUAUUUUAUGGUUACCAUGGAAUUGCACAAACAUUCUCCCGAGGAAAUGUGCUGCGUAGUUCCAGGACUUAGUUUGGAAAAUCUCGUCAUGUUUGUGUUUUCUACACCAGUUCAGUUCUUCGGCGGUUGGCAUUUUUAUGUCCAAGCAUAUCGCGCCAUUCGUCGCGGAAACACUAAUAUGGACGUUUUAAUAUCAAUGGCAACGACGAUUAGUUAUUUAUAUUCUUUAGCAGUUAUUAUUGCAGCAAUGGCUUUAGAACAAAAAACAUCGCCUCGAACAUUUUUUGAUACGCCACCUAUGCUUUUAAUUUUCAUAUCUUUAGGCCGAUGGCUGGAGCAUAUAGCUAAAGGUAAAACCUCUGAGGCUUUAUCAAAAUUAUUAUCUCUGAAAGCUACAGACGCAACUUUAGUACAAAUUGGUGAAGAUUACAACAUAAUCAGUGAAAAAUGUAUCAGCGUAGACCUUGUACAGCGCGGGGAUAUUUUAAAGGUUGUUCCAGGUUCAAAGGUGCCAGUGGAUGGUAAAGUUGUUUUUGGACACUCAACAUGUGAUGAAAGUUUGAUUACUGGUGAAUCGAUGCCAGUGGCUAAGAAGAAAGGUAGUGUUGUGAUUGGUGGUUCUAUUAACCAAAAUGGUUUACUUAUAAUGGCAGCAACACAUACGGGUGAAAAUACAACAUUAGCACAAAUAGUUCGUUUGGUUGAAGAUGCCCAAACGUCCAAAGCUCCAAUACAGCAACUGGCAGAUAAAAUUGCAGGGUAUUUUGUUCCAUUUGUAAUUGCGGUGUCAACUGUAACACUUAUUGGUUGGACAAUCAGCGGGUAUAUGGAUAUGAAUCACUUGCCAAUACAUGAGGAAGAAAAAACUGGUUUUACAGAUACAGAAAUAAUAUUCCAAUACGCGUUCAGGUGUGCCCUAUCUGUUCUGGCAAUAGCGUGUCCUUGCGCGCUAGGUUUGGCCACGCCCACUGCGGUCAUGGUAGCGACUGGUGUUGGAGCACUUAAUGGUGUUCUGGUGAAAGGGGCAGGACCAUUGGAGAAUGCGCAUAAGGUGAAAACUGUGAUAUUUGAUAAGACUGGAACUAUUACCAAUGGUGUUCCAAUGACAAAUAGGAUUUGCUUGUUUGUCAAAUCAAAACUUUAUACAAUGUCCAAAAUCUUAGCCAUCAUUGGAUCUGCUGAGGUUAACAGUGAACAUCCCAUUGGUUCCGCAAUUGUAAAAUAUGUAAAAGAAACUUUAGAGACUGAUUUUUUUGGAAAGUGUUCUGAUUUUCAAACUGUACCCGGUUGUGGUUUAAAAUGUAUGAUUUCCAACACAAGCAUGAUUGAAGAUAAGGCAAAUAAAAUGUCUAAAAUGAUCAAUUAUGAAAACAAAGUCAGGAGUGACAUAAAGAGUGUAAAAUUGAAUGGUGUUCAGGUUGAUCAGUUAGCUAGUUAUGGUAAUAAUCAAGAAAAAAAUUCAUUUGACCUGCAACAGUUGCUCAGUAUAGGAAAUGAUACAACACUCGAGAAUGGCCCAUAUAGUGUAUGCAUAGGAAAUAGAGAGUGGAUGGCUCGAAAUGGUGUUCAGUUUUCACCAGAGGUUGAUAAAACGAUGAGAGAAGAAGAAAAUGAAGGCCACACUGCCGUUUUGGUUGCUAUAAAUGGUACUUUAGUAUGCAUGAUAUCAGUAGCAGACCUUGUGAAACCUGAAGCGCAUUUGGCAGUUUAUACACUCAAGAAAAUGGGUUUAGAUGUAAUAUUAUUAACAGGUGACAACAAGAAUACAGCCAUUAGUAUAGCUCGACAGGUUGGGAUAACUAGAGUUUUUGCUGAAGUUUUGCCUUCCCACAAAGUUGCGAAAGUGGCUCGCCUGCAAGGCGUCAGCGCAGCUGGCGAGAGGGUUUCGUCCAAGGGCGGUGGCGUUGCGAUGGUGGGCGAUGGAGUAAACGAUAGUCCAGCAUUGGCCCAGGCUGAUGUGGGUGUGGCCAUUGCAGCUGGAACUGACGUGGCGGCUGAAGCUGCUGAUAUCGUACUUAUGCGGAAUGAUUUACUAGAUGUGAUAGCAUGUCUGGACUUAUCAAGGAAAACAGUACGUAGGAUAAGACUAAACUUUUUAUUUGCAUCAAUGUAUAAUUUGCUUGGUAUACCUCUUGCUGCAGGCAUUUUUAGCCCAUUUGGUUUCGUAUUAGAGCCUUGGAUGGCUUCAGCUGCUAUGGCCAUGAGUUCUGUAUCCGUUGUCUGUUCAUCACUUCUUCUUAAAUUGUAUCGCAAACCAACAAUGGAGUCCCUUCAAACUCCUGAAUACUUAGCUCUGCUUCAAGAACGGGAAGUUCUUUUAGGAAGUGGACAAUACCAUGAUGAUCUAGAUGACAUUAGCGUUCACAGAGGCUUGGAAGAUCAUAGGCCUGCUGUUGAUUUAACAGCUUCUGGCGUCAGAAACAAUUCCAGUGCGGCUUUGACUAGGUUGUUCAAUAGAAAUAGUUUAUCAGAAGUUAAAGGGAGACUCUUGGGAGAUGACUAUGACGAUGACAUUAAAGUGGAAUUUACAAUGAAUAAAAAAACUCUAAAAAAUGACAUGACUGAAAUGAAGCCAAUAUAGAUUUAUAAAAGCAAAGAGGAUCGAGAGGCAUCACAGUUUUAUUUUACUCUUA